This is a messenger RNA of Racocetra persica, 307 nucleotides long. The record is from the annotation of a GenBank genome assembly. Lineage: Eukaryota; Fungi; Glomeromycota; Glomeromycetes; Diversisporales; Gigasporaceae.
GUUAGAUACUCCAUCACCAGAAGAAUCCGAACUAAAAACUCUCAAGAUUAGAAUUUACCCAACUCUAUCUGAGGAUGCAAUACUUUGCAGAUGGAUGGACAGAUUAAAGCAAACUGCCUACUACGUCGAACGUAAUCCAAAUGUACAAUGGCUGUUGGAUACUCCUAGGGAAACUAGAUCAUACGCAAUUCGACAAUACAAGUUUGCAUACAAGACACAACUGGUAAAAGAAAACGCUUCUCAACAUAUUAUUACAUCACAACCUGUACCCGGAGUUAAAAUACCGUCAUCAUCACCAGAAAUAGAU